This is a messenger RNA of Coffea eugenioides, 1122 nucleotides long. RefSeq names its product L10-interacting MYB domain-containing protein-like. The record is from RefSeq and is a predicted model, not a curated record. The transcript is spliced from 3 exons. The coding region runs from base 95 to 1021 and encodes 308 amino acids. Lineage: Eukaryota; Viridiplantae; Streptophyta; Magnoliopsida; Gentianales; Rubiaceae.
AAAACAACGUAAAAACGCACAACCUGGGACUCAAUCAAACGCUCGGUUCUGUUUCUCUUCUCCACUAGGGUUUUCACUCGUCGUCUGCUAAGAAAUGGCUAUCACAGUGGACCAAGGUGAAGAACUUGAGUCUGGACCAGCUGAUUGGACAGAUUCAGAAGAGACAAUUUUAAUUCACUUAAUGCUGAAAGAGAUACAGAAAGGAAAUAAACCUUUCACUACUUUUACAAAGACAGGCUGGAAUAAUAUUGAAGCUGGGUUUAAAGAGAAGACUGGCAAGAGAUACAGCCAUCCACAGUUUAGAAAUAAGUUCAAUCAGAUGAGGAUACGCUAUUUUGAUUUCUGUAUGCUGUCAAAAGAACCUGGUUUCACUUUGGACCCUGUGCUGGGUAAGCUAGAUGCAACUGAUGAUGUCUGGAAAUCAGCCAUCAAGGCAAACAAGAAGACAAAGAGAUUCAGGAGAAGAGGGUGCCCUCUGUACAAUGAGUUGGGGGUUAUUUAUGGUGAACCAGUGGGAAAGUCCACAAAUGUUUCUCAGGUAGCUCAAUGCUCACUGGAUACGGAUGUUAAGUGUUUAGAAGAUCAAUCAACUAAUGCUAGUCCAUCGGAAUCAGUUCGUGGAAGUAGUGACAACGAAGAUUAUCCUUCAAGAAGUGUCAGGCAACGUUGUCAAAAGUUGCCCUCCUUGAGGAAUGAAGUACAAGAGGUGAAGGAUUUGAGGCCGAUUGUUGAUGGCGGAGCUUUAGAGUCCACUCAAAUUAUAGUUCCUAGCAGUACAGCCAAUAAGAAACAUACUGACGUUGCCUACCUGCAGACACCCGCCACAAACCAUGUCGGAACACUUCAAUCUAGCAGCCCCUUUUCAAUCACGAAUUGUGUGAAGUGCCUGGAGUCCAUCCAAGGGAUUGAUGCUACCACUUACCUGAAGGCAAUCAAAAUGUUCAAAGAUGUUGAUUGGAGGGAGAUGUUCAUGGCUAUGUCAGGCGAAAGAAGACUCGAUUGGUUGGCAAGCUUGGAUUGAACUUGGUAGCAGUUGAAUUUGUGUAGUUAUCUAGUUACUGUACUUAUGUGAUCGCACUAAAUCUGGACUAAUGGGUGCGGUGCGGUGCGGUGCGGUGUUUA